This is a messenger RNA of Ostertagia ostertagi, 390 nucleotides long. NCBI's taxonomy places the organism in Eukaryota, Metazoa, Nematoda, Chromadorea, Rhabditida, Trichostrongylidae. The record is from the annotation of a GenBank genome assembly.
AUGUUGAAGAGUACUUCUCUGCUCGGAGCAUCAACACAGAUCUUUCAGAGAGUUCCCAGCAUUCAUCCAAUACACGAGGAACUGAGAUCAGGAUGCGCCAUCAACGUGCAUGGAAGGUCAAAGCUUGGAAAGAACUUCGGAGUGUUCGUGGUUGAGUUGCUCAGCCGUUCAUCCACGAUCAUGUCUUUGGAAUUCAAUGCGAAAACUGGCGAGGUAAAAGCGAUAUCGCGUACCGAUGGUAAAAUGGAUAAAGAGAUAGAGAUGAAUGGGCAUUUCGUUGGGUGCUUUGUCCCGACGGGUGAUGUGCGAAGUGUCGAGGCCAUUGGUAUUAAAGGCGAUGUGCAUGUGAAUAUAAUGACAAUCGAAGGAUUUCCGUUUCUGAAAAGUUAG